AUGCGGGCCCCUAUGCCCGACCGGCCUCCGCCUGAGGUUGAAAAAUUUGAUGGCAUGACGAAUCCGGAUCAUCAUUUGCAGAACUUUAUUGACUUCAUGGCUUUCUACACUCAAAGUGAUCCGGUAAAAUGUCAGGCGUUCUCCCUGUCAUUAAAGGGUGAAGCCCUAGAGUGGUAUUACACGCUUCCACCCAACUCGGUGGACAGUUUCCGCACGCUGACGAGUAUGUUCAAAAAGCAAUACUCCACCAACCGGCACGAGGAGGUUACUGUGGCCGAGCUAGUCAACCUCAGAAAGGGGAAAGAUGAAACUCUCAGAGCCUUCAUGCAUCGAUACAAUCAUGCCGCUCGAAGGAUAAACGGCGCCAGUCCUGAGUUCAUCAUUAGCAGUCUACCCAAUUGCCUAAAAAUGGGUUUCGUCUCAGAAAGCCUAUAUGCCAAGUUGCCCAAAACAUUAGAAGAGUUGCAACAAAAAAUGGCCAAAUUUAUCAAGAUGGAAGACCAGAAGAUCUUUCGGAAACAGCAGCAUGAAGAACACCCGGUGAACGGCAACAAGGAGGGGAAGCGUCGGGUUGAGAGCGCCCGGGAUCAGAAACCCCCGACGAAUCUAAACCCUAGGUACGAUCGCUAUGCGUACCUCACUGUCCCUAGAGAAAAGGUGCUGGAAAGGGCUUUGCAGUCCAACCUGAUCUUUCAAAGAAGAAAAUUUCCACCUAAGAAUGUGGACCCGGUGCAGAUUUGCCGAUUCCAUAAUUCAGGAGGCCACACCACUGAAAGCUGUCAAACUCUCAAAGAUGAAUUGGAGAAGCUGAUCCGCGCUGGACACCUCCGAGAAUUCGUGAAAGAGGAAUCCACCCGCGCCGGACACUCCCCAAGAAAGUCGCGGAGAAGCCCAGACCAUAUACAGCAGAAGGGUAACCACUCACGCGAUCGUUCCCAUAGUCCUCCAAGGCAUAGGUCUCGUAGCCGACCUAGGGAGCGAGAUCUCAUGGUAAAGGGCGGGAUCGAUACUAUUUCGGGCGGAUUUGUUGGAAGAGGUGCAUCAUCCUCAGCUCAAAAGAGACAUUUGAGGCGCCUACACAGCGUUCAUUCGGUGGUACGAAAUCCAGUGUCAAUGCCCGCGAUAACUUUCACGGACAAGGAUUUCCAUGCACCAGAUCCUGACCAAGAUGAUCCUAUGGUCAUCACAGCCCGUAUUGCACAAUACGAUGUAGGCAAAGUCCUCGUAGACCAAGGCAGUUCAGUCAAUAUACUAUACUGGACAACAUUCCGAAGAAUGGAAAUUGCAGAAGAUGUAAUUGCUCCAUUUAGCGAGCAUAUUGUUGGCUUCGCCAGAGAAAGAGUAGACACCCGAGGGUAUCUCGACUUACGAACCCGCCUGGGGACAGAUGAUGAUGGUAAAGAACUUUGA
Vigna radiata var. radiata (mung bean) is the source of this 1410-nucleotide messenger RNA. RefSeq lists its product as uncharacterized. NCBI's taxonomy places the organism in Eukaryota, Viridiplantae, Streptophyta, Magnoliopsida, Fabales, Fabaceae. The transcript has a single exon. The record is from RefSeq and is a predicted model, not a curated record. The coding region runs from base 1 to 1410 and encodes 469 amino acids.